AUGCACGCCCCCAACGCGUCCUUCGCGGACAGCUUCUACGACUCUUCGCCGUUCAACGCCUCCGACGAGGACGAAGAGGGCGACAUGAACGACACCCGAUUGAAAGAAAGUGCUCCAGUUGAAGGAAGUGUGGCAUGUCUACGCAUGGAUCCAGGACAACGUGUGCUACGUGUACGACAGUAUGAAGAUUUAUUUACCGACCUGUCUCAUGAGCCAGCUGGUGCCGCAGUUCUUCGACUGCGCCUCCGCCCUCACCAUUAUGGCGAUCGCCAUCGACCGGGUGAUGAGCGUCUCCCACACUGCCCGCUGCCGCAACUUCCUCAACUCCAGAGCGGGGGCUGCGAGCUGACGUCUGCGUACGAUGAGGCCAUGCUGUGGGGCACCGUGGCCGUCGUGCUCUCCACCAUCUUCGGCUGCUACUGGCGCAUCCACCAGGAACGUUCAAAUGAUAAGCAGCGUCCAGUGAGCUAUUGA
Gryllus bimaculatus (two-spotted cricket) is the source of this 474-nucleotide messenger RNA. NCBI's taxonomy places the organism in Eukaryota, Metazoa, Arthropoda, Insecta, Orthoptera, Gryllidae. The record is from the annotation of a GenBank genome assembly.